Molecule: messenger RNA, 1014 nt
Organism: Hepatospora eriocheir
Lineage: Eukaryota; Fungi; Microsporidia; Hepatosporidae
Source: the annotation of a GenBank genome assembly
AUGUUUAUAAUAAACAUCACCUGUUUAUUUUGUUCACUUGAAUCAUUACAAGAAUUUUAUCACAAAUGUCAAAGUUAUCAUGAUCAAACUUCUAAGUUAAGUAUGAUUUUAGCAUAUAUUGAAAAUAUGUUACCUGAACACGAAAGACAAAAUAGUGAUACUCUUAAAUACAUUGAAUUAUUAAUGAAUCAACAAGAUCAAGUUAUCGUUGAUCCAUAUGAAAUGAUAGUAAUGUGUUAUUUAUGUCACUUUCAUUCAAAUGAAAGUGUUCAUCAGGAUGAUUCUGUUACAAAUAAUUUUAUUAUUAACACCCCCAUUAGUAGCAAUUUUAUUUACAUCUAUGAUUCUGUUGUUGAAUUAGUUUUGCCUAAAGUGUUUAAAAAAAGUGAAUCUUGUAUUACUGACAGAUUUUGGAUGUUUAAACAAAGGUUUAAUAUGGAAAAUUUUAAAAGAUCAUUUGAAAUAAUUAAUUUUGUUUUCGAUGAAAAUAAUUCUUGUGAAUACUCAACUAAUAGUCUUCUAUAUCAUGUAAUAAAUCUAAAGUUUAUAUACAUGAGUAUAAACAAAAAUCAAUGUUUUAGAAUUGUUGCUAGAUAUAUUAAUUUAAUAAAAACAGAAUAUGAUAAAGGAUUUAAAAUAGAUGAGGUUUCAUUUAUGAUUUUUAAAAAGUCUUUACUUGAAUUAACUCCAAUAAAAGAAAAGAAGUAUGUUGAGUUUAUCAAUAUUUUUAUUGAAAUGCUUGAAAAAUCAUUUAUUUUGUUUUACGAAAUAAGAAAAAAUAAUUCUGAUAUUGAUUCAAGAAUGGGUUCUAAACAGAAAGAAAUGAUUGCUCUAUUAUUUCAUUUUAAGUCAGUUUAUAAAAUGUAUUUAAACAAUACGGAAUAUGAAAAAAACUUUGUUGUAUCAAUACUUACUAAUUUUAUUACAUUUUUUACUGCAAUGUCUAAUAGAAUAAUUAAUUACAAGUAUCUAAUUCUUUAUGAAAAAUAUUUACAAUUAGGUUUAAUUGAUUAA